Messenger RNA from Nicrophorus vespilloides, 3230 nucleotides. It is a transcript of the gene AlaRS, whose product is annotated as alanine--tRNA ligase, cytoplasmic. Gene Ontology annotation, cellular component: cytoplasm; mitochondrion. Lineage: Eukaryota; Metazoa; Arthropoda; Insecta; Coleoptera; Silphidae. The coding region runs from base 270 to 3170 and encodes 966 amino acids. The record is from RefSeq and is a predicted model, not a curated record. Gene Ontology annotation, molecular function: ATP binding; aminoacyl-tRNA deacylase activity; alanine-tRNA ligase activity. The transcript has 5 exons. Gene Ontology annotation, biological process: alanyl-tRNA aminoacylation; tRNA modification.
UUUAUAUAUUUCUAAAGAUUAUUCAAAUAUAUAAUUUAGAAUCUUGCGAAAUGAUUACUUUCACCAAAUCUCGUAAAGUUGCUCUGAAUUGGAAUCCAAUUGAAGUAGGAUGAAUUUUAUACUUUCUAUAUAGUGCACCUAACCUAAGCGGUGCAACAGCACGGGCACCACGUCCAUUCUUCUGACAGCGAGCUUCACAUGUGGCAAAUUGCACAAUUCUAAAUCUAAUUGCUGCAUUGCGAACAAAGAUUAAUUAAUUAAUAAUCAACAUGAAUUCGCAACUGACUGCUAAGGAAAUCCGUGCAAGCUUCAUUGAUUUCUUCAAGAAUAAGAAACAUGAAUAUGUGCAUUCUUCAUCCACCAUUCCAUUGGAUGAUCCCACUUUGCUUUUUGCUAAUGCUGGUAUGAAUCAAUAUAAACCUAUUUUCUUGGGAACUGUUGAUCCAAACAGUGAUAUGUCCAAAUGGGUGAGAGCUGUUAAUACACAAAAAUGCAUCAGGGCUGGUGGCAAGCACAAUGACCUAGAUGAUGUAGGCAAAGAUGUAUACCAUCACACAUUCUUUGAAAUGUUAGGAAAUUGGUCUUUCGGAGAUUAUUUCAAGAAAGAAAUUUGUGCUUGGGCCUGGGAAUUGCUAACUGUGGUAUUUAAAUUACCAAGUGAUAGGUUGUAUGUUACAUAUUUUGGUGGUGAUGAGAAAUCUGGGUUGAAGCCAGAUGAUGAAUGCAAACAAAUCUGGAUUGAUUUAGGUAUUAAACCUAGUCAUGUCUUGCCUGGAAACAUGAAGGAUAAUUUCUGGGAGAUGGGUGAAACAGGACCAUGUGGACCAUGUUCAGAGUUGCAUUUUGAUCGUAUUGGAAACAGAGAAGUACCUCAUCUUGUGAACAUGGAUGAUCCAGAUGUACUGGAGAUUUGGAAUUUGGUAUUCAUCCAAUAUAACAGGGAAACUGAUGGCAGUUUAAAAUCUUUGCCCAAAAAACAUAUUGAUUGUGGUUUAGGCUUAGAAAGAUUGGUUUCUGUGAUUCAGAACAAAAGAUCGAACUAUGACACAGAUCUGUUUGGGCCCCUCUUUGAAGCCAUCCAAAAGGGAACUGGUGCUCCAGCAUACCAAGGUCGUGUUGGCGAUGAAGAUGUUGAUGGCGUCGAUAUGGCUUACAGAGUAUUGGCAGAUCAUGCUAGGACAUUAACUAUUGCUUUAAGUGAUGGAGGAAAUCCAGACAACACUGGAAGAGGAUAUGUUCUGAGACGUAUUUUGAGACGUGCCGUCCGCUACGCCACUGAAAAACUUAAUGCAAAGCCUGGAUUCUUUGCUACUUUAGUAAAUACUGUUGUUGAAAUCCUAGGUGACACAUUCCCAGAAGUCAAGAAGGAUCCUCAAAGCAUUAUGGAUACAAUUAAUGAAGAAGAGGAACAAUUUUUGAAAACGCUAUUGAGAGGAAGAAAUUUGUUAAACAGAACUAUUGGAAAAUUGGGAGAUAGUAAAACUUUGCCAGGAGAUGUUGCUUGGAGGCUUUAUGAUACAUAUGGUUUUCCUGUUGAUCUAACCCAACUUAUGGCUGAAGAGAAGGGCUUAAAUGUUGAUAUGGAUUCUUAUGAAGAAUCUAAGAAACAGGCUCAACUUGCUUCACAGGGCAAAGGCUCAGGCGUGGAAGAUACAAUCAACUUGGACGUACACGCUAUCACCGACAUGCAAAACAAGGGCAUUCCACCAACUGACGAUUCUCCUAAAUAUAAUUAUACAGUUAGCAAUGAUUUGAAUGCGGAAUAUAGCUUUGCCCCAUGCGAAGCUUCUAUUAUUUCCAUUCGCUACAACAAGCAAUUCGAAAAUGAAGUCAGCACUGGUCAGGAAUGUGGAAUUAUUUUGGACAAAACUUGUUUCUAUGCUGAGCAAGGUGGUCAAAUUUACGACACUGGUUACAUGGUUAAAAUCGGAGAUGAAAGUGUCGAGUUUUCUGUUAAGAAUGUACAGGUCCGUGGUGGUUAUAUUAUGCACAUCGGCAGCGUUGAGGGUACUCUCAAAGUGGGAGAUAAGUUAGCGUUGAACCUUGAUAAAUCCAGGAGGCGUUUAGUUAUGAAUAACCACACUGGAACUCACGUACUAAAUUAUGCGCUGCGUAAAGUUCUGGGUACCGAGGCGGACCAGAGGGGAUCAUUGGUAGCUCCAGAUCGUUUGCGUUUUGAUUUCACUAAUAAAGGUGCCUUAACAAUUGAUCAAGUGAAAAAGACUGAACUUAGCUCCAAUGAAUUGAUUUCCAAGAACGACGAGGUAUUCGCUAAGGAAUCCAACUUGGGAGUUGCUAAAACUAUUAAAGGACUUCGUGCCGUCUUUGAAGAGACUUACCCAGAUCCUGUUAGGAUAGUUUCCAUCGGCACACCUGUCGAAAAACUGGAAAGCGAUCCUUUCGGUCCAGCAGGAGAAAAUACGUCCAUUGAGUUUUGCGGCGGAACUCAUUUGAAAUAUGCAGGUCAUAUUGGUGAUUUUGUCAUUGCAAGCGAAGAAGCCAUCGCCAAGGGCAUUCGAAGAAUCGUCGCUUUGACAGGACCCGAAGCAGCAAAAGCUUUGAAAAAGAACGAAUUGCUGGAAGCCAGUGUAAAGGAAAUUAACAAUCUGAUUACUGCGGACAAAUCUGGCUCCAAGUCUAAAGAGUACGUGAAGAAAAUCGUCGAAUUGACCGAGGAGAUUUCACAUGCUAUCAUUCCUUACUGGAGAAAAGAUGAGUUAAGAAAUGAACUGAAGAACCUGAAGAAAGCUUUAGAUGAUAAAGAAAGAGCUGGUAAGGCUGCUGUAGCCAAUAAAGUUGUAGAUGAAAUUAAGCAGCUUGUAACCGAGAAACCGAAUCAACCGAUUUUGGUGAAAGAACUAAAAGCUUUUUCAAAUACCAAGGCUUUGGAUUCUGCAUUAAAGCAAGUAAAAACCUUGAGUCCAGAAACAUCCGCUAUAUUCUUCAGUGUUGAUCCUGACUCUGGUAAAAUCUUCUGCCUUUCGUCGGUACCAAAGUCUGCGCAAGAAAAGGGGUUGAAAGCUAACGAGUGGGUGGCCUCGGUUUCGCCAGUUAUGGGAGGAAAAGGUGGUGGUAAACCGGAUUCCGCUCAGGCUUCAGGAACAAAUGCUUCAAAGCUGAAUGAAAUUCUGAGUUUGGCAGAAGAAUUUGCCAAAACCAAAUUGAAUUAAUUCCACAAUUGCAUUUAUUUAUUUUUCAGGCUUUAAAAAAUAAUUUGUUCAAAUGUUUCU